Molecule: messenger RNA, 1170 nt
Organism: Diabrotica balteata
Lineage: Eukaryota; Metazoa; Arthropoda; Insecta; Coleoptera; Chrysomelidae
Source: the annotation of a GenBank genome assembly
AUGGGUGUGCUAACUACAGGUUUCUUCGUUAGUUUUCUGGGGGUCCUCGGAGUCAGUGCUGAGUUAAUAGCUGUUGUACAGGUGGUUCGACAUGGUCAAAGGACACCUGUAAGAUUUUUUCCAACCAACAAAUAUUCUGAUAGAUCCUAUUGGGGAAAUCUUGGAUCAGGAGCGUUAACAAAUGAAGGUAAGCGCCAACAUUUUGCUUUGGGUCAAUACACAAGAAGAAGAUAUCCAAAUUUUCUUCCCUUGAAAUAUAACGCAUCAAGUUUCCUCGCUUAUACAACAGAUGUUGAACGCACCCAUAUGUCGGCACAAAGCAAUGUAUAUUCCCUCUUUCCAGCUACUGAUGAGCAGGUGUGGCAUAGAAACGUGAAUUGGCAGCCAAUUCCCAUUCACCCAAUAAGCAUUGAUGAGUUUUGGGGAGACUCGUCGUGUGCUAACUUUUAUAAAUUAAGAACUGAAGCUUUAAAUGAUGAAUUGUCCCAAUCUAUCAACGAAGAAUAUGCAGAAGUAUACAAAUAUAUUAAUAAGUAUAGUGGAUUAGAUAUUAGAAGUUAUUAUCAAAUUCACACCGUUUUUGACGAUUUUAAGAUUCAAGAGGACGUAGGACUACCUCUCCCAGAUUGGGCUAAAGCUGUUUACCCAGAACCUAUAACUUCUAUUGCUGGGUGGUUUUUUGAGGUCUUUUCUAGGACAAUACAAAUGAAGAGACUAAUUAAGGGAAGAUUUCUGAACAAAGUAGUAGAAUACUUCGAACAAAUGGCAGUCGAUCCAAGUUCUUGUGAAAAAUAUCAAUUUUACAGUGGUCAUGACAGCAACAUCGCGUCACUCUUAAACUCUUUUGGAUCCUUCAGACCCCCUUAUCCACCAAAUUUUGCAAGUACAGUUUAUAUUGAGCUCCAUUUUGAAAGCUGGCAGCAUGUGGUAAAGGUUUUUAGUAAAGAUGGAGACAACGUAAAACAAAUUAGUGUUAAUGGAUGUACAUUGAGCUGUCCUCUGUCAAAAUUUAAAGAAGUCCUUAGUGAGAUUUUAAUCGAUAAGGAAACUUUUGAUGAAGAAUGUAGUAACAUCAAAGAUACGAGUGCACUAAAAAAAUUUUUAUUAGCGGACAGUAAUACGUCGAGAGUAACUACAGAAGAAAUAAGGAAGACCAGUUUUUUAACAUAA